Oryza sativa Japonica Group (Japanese rice) is the source of this 902-nucleotide messenger RNA. The record is from RefSeq and is a predicted model, not a curated record. Lineage: Eukaryota; Viridiplantae; Streptophyta; Magnoliopsida; Poales; Poaceae.
CAGGUUCCAGGUUCCAAUCAUCCACUUUGCACGACUUGUUUAUAAAACCCCGGAAACCAGGAGUCCAGGACCCAUUCGAUCGAUCACUGCGUAGUCCAACCCCAAUCCCGAACCACUCAACCACUAACGCCAGAUCGGUCGCGACACCCACCGCCCAUCGCCCAUGUCGAACGAUACCGGCGCCGACGGCGGCGCGGCGAACCCCGACCUGGGGCCGGACGCCGACGCGGCGGCCGGCGAGGGCCUUGAGCUGGCGCAGUUCGCGGCGGGGUGCUUCUGGAGCGUGGAGCUGACGUACCAGCGGCUCCCGGGCGUGGCGCGAACGGAGGUGGGCUUCUCGCAGGGGCACCACCACGAGCCGACCUACGACGACGUCUGCGGCCAAGGCACGGGACACGCCGAGGUGGUGCGCGUGCACUACGACCCCAAGGCCUGCCCCUACGGCGUCCUCCUCGACGUCUUCUGGGCGAAGCACAGGCCCACCACGCUCAUCAGACAGGGAGACGAAGCCGGGACGCAGUAUCGGUCGGGCAUAUACUACUACACGGCGGAGCAGGAGAGGGUGGCGCGGGAGUCGCUGGAGGCGAAGCAGGAGGAGUGGAAGGAGAAGAUCGUGACGGAGAUCCUCCCGGCGAGGAGGUUCUACCCCGCCGAGGAGUACCACCAGCGCUACCUCGAGAAGGGCGGCCAGUCCGCCCAGAAGGGCUGCACCGACCCCAUCCGCCGCUACGGCUAACGUACGCCGCCACCGUCGCCGCGGACCGUGCACGUGUGCUGGGAUGUGCAUGUUAAAUAACUAUAGUAUAUUGGUAUCGUCAAGGAACCUGCAGCACCCACGCUGCGGAAUACGCCAUAUGAUCGUACCAGACUAUGUUGCCAAGAAUAAAGCCUCCCUUUGGUCA